Condylura cristata (star-nosed mole) is the source of this 3069-nucleotide messenger RNA. RefSeq names its product CD164 molecule, sialomucin (gene CD164). The transcript is spliced from 6 exons. Bases 106 to 777 code for a protein of 223 amino acids. Lineage: Eukaryota; Metazoa; Chordata; Mammalia; Eulipotyphla; Talpidae. Gene Ontology annotation, cellular component: endosome; lysosome. The record is from RefSeq and is a predicted model, not a curated record.
CCAGAGGGGGGAGCGGAGUUUCGGAGGCGGCGCCGCAGGGACCGGAGGGAGUGACGGAGCGUAGUGUGCCGCAGCUUUCUCUCGGAUACCGGCGCGGAGGACGCGAUGUUGGGACACUCUCGCCCGCUGCUCUGGGCGGCCGCCUGCCUGGCCGCCCUCUGUGUGCUGACCGCGGCACAGAGCACCACCGUGACCCCGAACGUGACUCAGGCAGAGAUUCCAGGACUCAACACGUUGACCCCCACGACCAAGCCGACCCCCACGACCAAGCCGACCCCCACGACCAAGCCGACCCCCACGACCAAGCCGACCCCCACGACCAAGCCGACCCCCACGACGGUCACCACUCCAGUACCAGAACCCUGUGAAAGGCACACCUGUGUUUCCUGUUUUAAUGCUAGCCAUGAUAAUAUUUCCUGCGUUUGGAUAGAAUGUAAAACAGCAGAGAAGAGCUAUUGUUCACAAAAUUCAUCGGUAGAUACUGAUUGCAAAGCACUAAACAGCACAGAAUACUGCUUUGCGCCUACCUCCCCAUUGCCAACCAAUUCUACAGCUAAAACCACAACUCUGCCUUCCCCUUCUACAACUUCCCCCAUAACUACUACAUCAGGUACAGCUAAUACCACUUUAACUCCAACUUCACAACCUAUGCGGAAAUCUACCUUUGACGCAGCCAGUUUUAUUGGAGGAAUUGUCCUUGUGUUGGGUCUGCAGGCUGUCAUUUUCUUUCUCUAUAAAUUCUGCAAAUCUAAAGAACGAAACUAUCACACUCUGUAAACAGACUAAUUAAAUUAACAAGAAUGGACGUGUAACUCAUUGAAACCAAAAUAUUAUCUCAAGAUGUCCCACAUGGAAGACGCUAUUCCAGGAUCUUUGAAUUUCCAAAGGCUGCGUAUAGGAUAUUUGGAGCAUUGUCUUCGAAGAAAAAUCUGUUAAAUCAUUUUGCUCAACAGGAAUAUUUAAGAUAUUCUGCAUGAAUCCUUGUGGCUGUCUUCUUUUAUUUUAAAUGGCUGCUGCUGUGGGAUUAUGUUCUCUCUUCUUGACAUGCCAAAUGUAACUUUCUGUAAGUGAUGGAAACAUUGUUCUGCACAGGCAACCUCAUGAUUCUUUUGGCAGUUUAAAUUUAGUCCUUUUAGAUCUUAAAAGCUGCAUUACUUUUACCCUAACUCAGGAUGUAGUUUAGUGACCAGAACUGAGAAGAAAGUGCCAAAUGAGCAUCUAUUAGGUGGAUUUUUGGCUAUCAUUUCAAAAUGGGGAUAAAUUUUAAAACUUUAGUGUCCUUAGAGUAAACUGUAUCCUUAGAGUAAAAUUUUGUGCUUGAUAACAGUUACUUUUUUUCUACAUUAGAAGUAAGAGGCCACAUAGGGAAUUACAUUCCAGAUUUAAAGAAAUGAAUGAAAAGGAUACAGACAUUAUAGUAGGUUAUUGCUCAUACUUGUAAAGCACCUUAUAUCACUGAGAAAAUAAAGAACAGUGCCUUAAAAGAUACAAGGGAAAGGUAUGCUGUAACUUAAAUGACUGAGGCUGGAAAUUGGUCUGAGGAUGUAACUUGUUGAUGUGAGCAGUAGUGAAUCUGCUUUUAGGUACCGUAUUGUUAGUAUUUCAGAAAACUUAUUUCAGAGCUGAGUAACUUAAGCGCUAAAGGCUCUAUUAUACAAAAUUGAAAGCCUUAUAGUGAACUUCCCAGUAUUUUUCAUAUGGCUGUUAAAAAGUAUAAAGAUAAAGUUGAUCUCUAUUUUCCUUUGUGCUUCAAAAAAUGUACCCUAGCUUGUUUUGAAGGACUUCACCAAGUUUUCUUGAAAAAAUAACUUCUUUGUGAGGUAAAAAAAAAAAAAAAAUUAGAACGCUUUCCUGACUCUUUGUGUGAGUCUUUUUUUUUUUUUUUUUAAGUUUUGAGACCACACAUGUGAUUAGUGUAAUUUCAGGAAAUCAAAGGAUUUUUUUGGUUUAUCAGAUAACAGAUUUUUAAUGAUGAUAUUGCCUUGAAUGGACAGAAUGUGCUUUUUCUUAGUUUCAGUUCCUGUAAUGAGCAUGCAUACUUUUAUUUAGUUUAUUUGUGAAGCACUAGCUUUUUUGGUUUUAGAGGCAUAUUUCUCCCAUACUUUGACACAUUGGAUUAGUUUAGAGGCUUCAAUUUGUUUUAAGUGAAGUUAUGUUUUUCUAGUUCAUUUAAGUUUUUAUGUUUUAGUUUCUUUAACCUAUAGUGGCUGAGUGUAGCACUUGGUUUCAUUAUGUUAUAAUAGGAUAGAACAAAUUGCUUUGGUCCAUUUCAUAAACAAAUUCUUUGCAUUUAGAUAAUUGUAUUAAAGGCUCUUAAAAUGAAGAUUACUCUUUAUUACUUGCUGGUACAGCUGAAGUUUUUUUUACUUGCACAUUUGUACAUACAAUGUUUUCAAGUGCCUUAAUUGUUUAAAAUCUCUGGCUUCAAAGGUUUUUGGGAAAAGGUAGGUUUACCUCACAGUUUUGUGUUUUCAUUACCUGUGAUAUUCUAAGGUACCUCACAAAAACUUUUAUUACGGUGCCACGGCUAUUAGUUUUUAGUGAGUGCUAUACAAUAUAAUAUUCAUUUGAAAAUAAAUUCCAUUUCUCCCAAAAGUGGCAUCAAUUAGCUACCGUGGCUUAUUUGUCAUUUGCCUAAGGGUGAAUAUUUUGCCACACAUCAGUGUCAGCACAUACACUAGUUUCAUGAACUUAUGAAGCCUCUCAUCUAUAAUUUCGAAUACUGCUCUGACAAAAUCAUAAGAUUAGAUUUUGCAAGUCUACAGGACAGCUCUUAUAACAACUUACAGCCGUCCCUUCUACCCCCUUAACUUCAGCAGUUAUCUUGAGCCAUUAAUAAAUAAUUUUUGGGUUUUUUAAAUCCAGAAGGUAUAUAGCAACCUCUUCAGAUUUUUCAUCUGAUUUGUUCAUGCAGAUGUUGUUCUAUCAGAAAUACUUGUUUUACUUUAUAGGUAUUUGUUGCAGACACUGCUGUAUGUAGAAAUUAUUUCAUUUCUUUAGAAACUGUAAAACUAAUCUGUAUCAUGUACCAAACUGAUUUAAAAUAAAACUACAUGUUUGUUAAAUUCA